UCUCUCGGCACACGCUCUUCAGACUGUGCACACACCGAUAAGUCUAACUCAUACAGCGCCAAAACUGAACCGGCUGUCCUCACCGUAGUACUGUCCCAAACAUGAACUAUUCAUUAGCUACGGACAGCCCGUUUAACACUACCUUGUUGUCCCCAGAGGGUCGUGCUGUGUAUCGCAUUGAUACAUAUCUCAGCUCAUCCACGACUACUGUUAAAAAGGUCGGUGGUGGGCAGAGUGAAGUGGAAAUUGGGAGAGUAGUGUGGCAAUCUGGUAGACCUGGAACGGCUGUGGUCCAUGGACACGAGAUAUAUGUCAACAAGAGUAGUUUUUUCAGCUCGUCAAGAACAUUUACAGCACUAAAUGGGCAAUCGUAUAAAUGGACGUUCAAUGAAGGAUCAGCAUUGAUGGCGAGCAACGACAGCAGACAAGCCCCAGUUGCUACCUACACACCAGCAACGAGAUCAAAUCCUGGGCUACUACAUAUAACCCCGCAUGGUCUAACCAUCACCGGAGACGUCAUCCUGAGCUUCGUCUGCGUCGAAGGCGAACGACGACACGCGAUGAGGAAAAGUCUAAGAUGAUGUCAUGCGGAGGAAUUUCAAACCUUCAAACGUACACUUCCGAUCGUUUCAUUUUCAUUUUUUGUUAUUUUCUGGUAUUUCCAUGCUACGUCUAGCUUUCAUUCAUUCAUUGGACGCAGUCAU
This is a messenger RNA of Suillus subalutaceus, 704 nucleotides long. RefSeq lists its product as uncharacterized. The record is from RefSeq and is a predicted model, not a curated record. Bases 102 to 581 code for a protein of 159 amino acids. The transcript is spliced from 3 exons. NCBI's taxonomy places the organism in Eukaryota, Fungi, Basidiomycota, Agaricomycetes, Boletales, Suillaceae.